AUGGAGCUUUUUUCUCUUCUAUUCAUAACUUUCUGCUUUGCUUGCCAAGCUCUCAGUGCCGCAGUCGGAGACUCAAAGCCUGGCUGGAUCACUAAACAGGUUGCCAUGUCUGACGGGUCGACUGACACCCUCUAUAGUCGUGAUACCUUUGUCCAUGCGGGAAUAGAGGCACGGAAGCAUAACGAAACGGCCAAAUUCAGGUUCGAAGGGGGCGACGCCCAGCGCUCUUGUGAGUCGGUAAUUAUGGCUCGCGCGCCAUGGAUUACUCCCGCCGAGGCCCAGAAAUGCGCAGAUCUGGGGAUUCAGAUACUCGGCCAACCUGGAUAUUGGGAGGGAUGGGACUGGCCGGGGGGUCACAACACCUAUAGUCUCGCUAGGCUCGCCGACUGUGAGUUUGGCAUCGCCAGAGUCGAUGGUCUCGAUAGUCAAGCCAAGUUUGGCAAUCUCGACGUAGGAUACCUGCUCGGCAACGUUUCAGAUGCCCAAAACGGCCUCGUCGUGGACAGCGGCGUCGUCCAAGUUGGCGGCUCGAUGCGCUGCCUCGGGGCACCCAUGUCGUUUACGGUCGGCAAGACGGCUUGGCCCUUGGCCGAUGUGGAGAGUGAGAAGAAGGGAAAGCCGCGAAGGGCCGAGCGAUGGAGCAAUUGA
Molecule: messenger RNA, 648 nt
Organism: Pestalotiopsis fici W106-1
Lineage: Eukaryota; Fungi; Ascomycota; Sordariomycetes; Amphisphaeriales; Sporocadaceae
Exons: 2
Coding region: 1-648 (215 amino acids)
Source: RefSeq, a predicted model, not a curated record